UAUCCUACUUUUCUAUAGUUUUUUAUAUAACUUACUUUUCUAUAUUUAAUUAUUAAUUUAUUAGCAUCUUCUCUAUUCAAUAAUUCCUACUCGUUUCUGUUUCUGUUAUCAACCUCAGACACACUUUCUCUUUCUCAUUAUUCAGAGUAAACAGCCAAAGUCCAAAAACCAUUGUCACUUUUUCAAUUUUCUAAUUUCUCGCCUGCCAAACACCUUCUAGGGCUUUCUUCUUCAUAAAUCUAGCCCCGCCAUGGAUGCUAUUCGAAAGCAGGCCACCAAACUUCGGGAGCAAGUCGCAAGACAACAGCAGGCAGUAUUGAGACGAUUGGGAAGCUUAAGUAAUGAUGCAGCUUUGGUUGAUGAAGCUGAACUCAUGUAUAACCAACAACUUCAAAAUUUAUACAACUCUACAAGGGCAGCUAAGCAUUUUCAGCGAAAUAUUGUUCGUGGAGUUGAAGGAUUCAUAUCCAUAAGCUCAAAGCAAAUGGAGAUAGUAAAAAAGUUGGCUGAAGAUUGUUGCAAGUAUGGAGAUGCAAAUCAAUUCAAUCAUUUGUCCCUUGCUAGAGCCUCCACAUACUUUGGUACCUCUCAUAAUUAUAUAGAAAAGGAGAGAGAAUCUUUGCUUAAGGUUCUUGGUGAUCAGGUUUGCGAGCCACUACGGGCACAAAUAAAUGGAGCUCCUUUGGAGGACGCUCGUCACUUGACUCACCGUUAUGAUAAAUUGCGUCAAGAUGUGGAAGCCCAGGUGGCUGAAGUGUUAAGGCGCCAGUCAAAGUCUAGGGGCCCUUCCGUAUCUGAAGAGAGUGUAAUUAAGCUUCAAAAUGCAGAAGGUAGAUUGGAUGAGCUUAAAUAUUCUAUUAUGGCUCUUGGUCGGGAAGCAACUGCAGCUAUGUCAUCAGUUGAGGAGCAGCAGCAAAAGAUGACAUUCCAUACACUUUUUACCAUGGUUGAUGCUGAGAGAUCUUACCAUCAGCAUGCUCUUACAAUUCUGGAAAAGCUACAUGCUGAGAUGACAUUGGAGAAUCACCCACAAGAAUUUUUAUCAUCACCGUCAGUGAAUGUGCAGAAAGAUGUCUACGAAUCGCUUGGACAUCAGGACGAUAAAUCAAAUGGAUUUGAUGAUCAUGGCCACCUAAAUCAAGAGGAUAUUUUAUUUAUUGCUAAAGUUAUACACCAAUUUGAUGCUCAAGCAGAUGGGGAGUUGAGUCUAUCCAUUGAUGAUUAUGUUGUGGUUCGCCAGGUGGCCCCUAAUGGCUGGUCUGAAGGAGAGUGUAAGGGGAAGGCUGGAUGGUUUCCCUCAGCUUACAUACAACAGCAAGAGAAAGCUCCAGCAAGCAAAAUUGUGUAAGGAGAGGUUUGAAGUGGUCGUUGUGGUUUUCCCAAGUUAAUUUUUGUAUAUUCUCUUCUCUCUUGUAAGUUAGUUUGAGUUAUUUUUGGCUAUCUGUAAAAUACUUUAUAUACAAUGUACAAGAUUCUAUAUUUGAUUUAAAUUGUAUAUGAACGUUGUGGAUUUGAUUUUAUAUGGAUAUAAGAUACAUAGUUUACUGCA
This is a messenger RNA of Cannabis sativa, 1549 nucleotides long. Its product is annotated as SH3 domain-containing protein 1. Bases 251 to 1348 code for a protein of 365 amino acids. The record is from RefSeq and is a predicted model, not a curated record. The transcript is spliced from 10 exons. Gene Ontology annotation, molecular function: protein binding. Lineage: Eukaryota; Viridiplantae; Streptophyta; Magnoliopsida; Rosales; Cannabaceae.